Molecule: messenger RNA, 2613 nt
Organism: Carassius gibelio (silver crucian carp)
Lineage: Eukaryota; Metazoa; Chordata; Actinopteri; Cypriniformes; Cyprinidae
Product: cholesterol 24-hydroxylase
Exons: 15
Coding region: 90-1592 (500 amino acids)
Biological process (GO): cholesterol catabolic process
Molecular function (GO): cholesterol 24-hydroxylase activity; heme binding; iron ion binding
Source: RefSeq, a predicted model, not a curated record
ACGACAAGACCCGGAAAUAAAGCCGUUGUUAAAGCGAUAUUUUGGUAGCAGUAAGGCAGACGUACUUACAGCUACUCCUCACCAUCAUCAUGAUCUCAGAAUGGAUCUCAUUUGUGAUGUUUUACCUGCUUGCUGCUGUUUUCGCUGCAUUUCUUGCAUAUUGUCUGUAUGUUCAUUAUGUUCACCAGAAAUAUGAUCAUAUACCUGGACCGCCAAGAGACAGUUUUCUGCUGGGACAUACACCUACUUUUUCCAGAGCGACGAAAUCGGAUAACCUUGUACAGGAUUUAUUUCUUGAGUGGGCAGAAAAAUAUGGCCCUGUCUACAGGCUGAACAGUUUCCAUUAUAUUGUGAUCAAUGUCUAUUGCCCUGAGGCUACAAAGACAAUCCUGAUGUCACCUAAGUAUCUUAAAGAUCCCUUUGUCUACAAACGCCUCUUUAACUUGUUUGGAAAACGGUUCCUUGGAACCGGAUUAGUGACGGCUACAGACCAUGACGUCUGGUACAGGCAACGUCGCAUCAUGGAUCCAGCUUUCAGCAGCUCAUACUUACGAAGCUUGAUGGGCACUUUUAAUGAGAUGUCUGAGCGCCUAAUGGACCAUCUGGAGGAAAUAGCCGACACUAAAACUCCUGCCAUCAUGCAUGACCUGGUCAACUGUGUCACACUGGACGUCAUUUGCAAGGCGGCUUUCGGUGUUGAUUUAAAUUUGUUCAAGCAAACUGACAGCUCCUUCCAGAAAGCAGUUGAGCUUUGUUUAAAGGGCAUGGUAUUCUAUCUCAGAGACCCAUUUUUUACACUUUUUCCAAAGAAUUGGAAGACUGUACAACAAACUAAAGAUGCAGCUGAACUCCUGCGUAAAACGGGAGAGAAAUGGAUCCAAAAAAGGAAGACGGCAAUAGAAAAUGGAGAAGAUGUUCCCAAAGACAUUCUGACACAAAUCCUAAAAACAGCAGAGGAGGAAAACGUCAAUAACACAAAAGAUCAUGAACAGAUGUUGGACAAUUUUGUGACUUUCUUCAUUGCUGGGCAAGAGACAACAGCCAAUCAGCUCUCAUUUGCAAUUAUGGAAUUAGGGAGAUAUCCUGAGAUAUAUAAACGGGCUAAAGCAGAGGUGGAUGAAAUACUUGGGACGAAAAGAGACAUUUCAUAUGAUGACCUUGGAAAAUUCACCUACUUGUCUCAGGUGUUAAAGGAAACACUGCGUCUGUACCCAACUGCUCCAGGGACCAGUCGUUGGAUAAAUGAGGACAUGGUUAUAAAUGGACUGAAAAUCCCAGGGGGCUGUGCUGUUAUUUUCAGUUCUUAUGUUUCCCAAAGACUGGAAAAGUUUUUUAAAGAUCCAUUGAAGUUUGAUCCAGAGAGAUUUGAUGUGAAUGCCCCUAAGCCUUAUUACUGCUACUAUCCAUUUGCACUUGGUCCACGAAUCUGUCUGGGGCAGGCAUUCUCACAGAUGGAGGCAAAAGUUGUGCUUGCCAAACUGCUUCAGAGAUUUGAGUUCAAUCUGGUUCCUGGACAGUCUUUCGAUAUUAAAGACACGGGAACUCUACGGCCCAAAAGCGGAGUGAUCUGCUACAUUAAACGCUGCUCUUAGGAUAUGUUUAAGACCCUUGUUUUGUGGCAACUCUUGUGUACUUAUGCCUGAAUCAACAUGUAUUAUUCAAACCAGGGUUCCCACCAGAGGUGUAGUGGUAAAAAAAAGAGGUGGGUAAACUAUAAAUUCUGGGUGACCAUAUCCUGAUGACAUCGCUAUGGGCUAUCAUUUGAUAUUACUACCAAGGGUAUCACUGGUUAUUCCCCCAUAUAGUUCACACAAUCACUAUUCAAUUCAUACAUUAAUCUAAGUUCUUUUUUAUAAAGAGACUCAAAAAGGAAUAAUAAGGUUGAAAUCUAUAAAGUUUACUAAAUGACAAAACAGAGAGAUUUUUUGUUUGUUUAAAGAGGAAUAGAGAGGGAGGUUUAUAUCCAGGGGUUCCAAUGGAAUGCACUUGUACGUAAUGAUUAGGGAUUAGGGAUUUUUUCAUAGUCGAUUGUUGAAUAUUUUCUCAAUUAAUCGGUUAGUUGUUUGGUCUAUAAUAUGUCAGAAAAAUGUGGAUCAGUGUUUCCCCAAAUGCCCAGGAAUGGUCCUCAAAUGUCUCGUUUUGUCCACAACUCAAAGAUAUUCAGUUGACUGUCACAGAGGAGAGAAGAUACUAGAACAUAUUCACAUUUAACAAGCUGGAAUCAAAUAAUUUUUUACUUUUGUCUUUCAUAUAUGUUAUCAAUGACACAGACUGCAAUGACACAGACAGCUUCAUUGCAGUAGGACAUCCUUUUGGUCACGUGGUUCACGUGAGAUGAUUGACAGCUUUACAAACUAAUGAUAUUCCACUGAUGUCAUAGCUGACGCGAAUCAAUAAGAGGAGAGUAAUCGCUAGCUCUGUUAGCUGUUUUAGUUCUUCAGAUCGCAUUAAUUACUGUAAAAUGAAUAGAAAUGUUAUUCUGUAUGAAGAAAUAUUUUACAAACAUGUCAUAAAAUUAUUUUCUCUUCAAAUGUGCAUACCAUUGGACUACAGCCCUGGUGGAUCGUGGAUAUUGUAUGUAUACGAACACAAAUAAACCGGAGAUGAGAUAUA